Molecule: messenger RNA, 1296 nt
Organism: Striga asiatica
Lineage: Eukaryota; Viridiplantae; Streptophyta; Magnoliopsida; Lamiales; Orobanchaceae
Source: the annotation of a GenBank genome assembly
CAUUCCAAAAACAGAGCACGGAUGCUUCCAGAAGGCACUCAAGCUUUCCCAUUUAUGUUCAUUCUUGAUUUUUCUUUACAACUCUGAAUUGUUCCUUAUCCAAUUGCUUUCAUGCUCGACUGCUCGUGCAUAUCAUUUCUUCCUCAGCUCAAUAAAAUUUCUCUCUGAGAAUCAAAAGAAGAAAAAUGGCAGCUUACCGAUGGAAGAGUUUCUUUGAAGACGAGGAUCGUCCGGAGAAGCCCAGGAGCUUCGGCGUCACCGAGAUGAGAGGACCUCAUUAUACCCUUUUCUCCCAGAAUCUUCUUCAGGAAGUGUUCGAUUCUAUGGGACAGUUUGUUGAUGGGUUGAAAUUUUCCGGAGGUUCUCACAGCUUGAUGCCCAAAAGCUACAUUGAGGAAGUAAUUAAAAUGGCACAUAAGCAUAAUGUGUAUGUUAGCACUGGUGGCUGGGCCGAGCACUUACUUCGUAAAGGCCCUUCUGCUUUUAAAGACUAUAUUGAGGAAUGUAAGAAAUUGGGGUUCGACACUAUUGAGAUAGAUGCCAGUUUGCUCGGUAUCCCUGAGGAUGUUCUGUUGAGAUAUGUGAGGCUGGUUAAGAAUAGGGGUCUUAGAGCUAAGCCUUUAUUUGCUGUCAAAUUCAAUAAAUCAGAUAUACCAGUGAAAAGUGAUCGAGUGUUUGGAUCUUACGUGGUCCCAAAACCCCGGUCUUCAGAGCUUGUUGAGGAUGUUGAUCUUCUGAUUAGAAGAGCUGAGAGAUGCCUCGAAGCUGGAGCAGACAUGAUAAUGAUUGAUGCUGACGAUGUCUGUAGGCAAGCCGACUCUAUGAGGGCCGAUAUUAUAGCCAAAGUCGUGGGUCGUUUAGGUCUCGAGAAGACAAUGUUUGAGGCAUCAAAUCCAAAAACUUCCGAGUGGUUCAUCAAACAAUAUGGUCCUAGGGUAAAUCUCUUUGUGGAUCAUUCUCAUGUGAUGGAUUUGGAGUGUCUCCGUGGGAGUAACCUGGGUAAAGAUCAUUCGUCUGUUCUUGGUUCGUCGUAUUUUCUCUUUUAAGCUUAUGUGGUGUUAAAAGAGGGAUAUAAGUUCCCAGCUGGAAAAUAAUAAAAAUUUGGUGAACUUUAAUAUUUCUUUUAAUCAAUUUGUAUCGUGUUGAAUGUGUGUUGGGAGUAUGGUUGACUGGGUUGUAUAUACAUCCUGCAGUUUGUAUGCAUGUUGUGUACGAAGAUAAUGUGUUCAUAACUUCAUAUCAGCCUAUAAUCUGUUUCCCACUGUUUUUUUUUAAUAUAUUAACUUUUGGUGUCAA